CACACUCUUAUCUUUCUCUCUGCAGCUGCCGAAAAGCGGAGGCGCCUCUCUCUCUCUCUCGCUCUCGCUCUGAAGGAAAGAGAAUCAUGACGGACGUGCUGAUGCACGAGAUAGAUGCGACGGCGGCGCGUCUCGGAAUCGAUCUCCCGCCAGACCUCGACUCAAUCCGUCUCCCUCCCGGAGAGAACUGCGGGAUUCUAAGCGACAACGACGACGUCGGCAACGAUGUCGAUUCGGAGAUGGAGUCCGGGUUCGGCAACAUCAUCGUUGUCGAUAACCUGCCGGUGGUGCCGAUAGAGAAGUUCGAGAAGCUGGAGAAUGUGAUACGCAAAAUCUACAGUCAGCUUGGUGUGAUCAGGGAAGAUGGCUUCUUUAUGCCUCUCGAUCCCGAAACGCAGAAAACUAUGGGAUAUUGCUUCAUCGAGUUCAAUACUCCUCAGGAAGCCGAGCUCGCCAAGGAGAAGACGCAUGGAUACAAGCUGGACAGGUCACACAUUUUUGCUGUGAACAUGUUUGACGACUUUGAUAGGUUCAUGAAGGUUCCUGAUCAGUGGGCUCCUCCUGAAAUUAAGCCAUAUACUCCCGGGGAAAAUCUUCAAAAUUGGCUCACUGAUGUAAAAGGACGGGAUCAGUUUGUCAUCCGUGCUGGUAAUGAUACUGAAGUUUAUUGGAAUGAUGCACGACAACUGAAGCCUGAUUUUGUGUACAAGCGUCAAUACUGGACUGAAAGCUUUGUGCAAUGGUCACCCAUGGGGACUUAUUUGGCAACUGUACACAGACAGGGUGCUGCGGUUUGGGGAGGUGCCACCAAUGAGUUCAAACGACUAAUGCGUUAUGCACAUCCACAGGUUAGGCUGAUUGAUUUUUCCCCUGGUGAGAAAUAUUUGGUGACAUACAGCAGCCAUGAAGCAACCAAUCCUCGCGAUACAAAUAGGGUUGUCAUAGACAUUUUUGACGUAAGAACUGGAAAAGUCAUGAGAGAUUUUAAGGGAACUCCUGAUGAUUUUGCAAUUGGAGGAUCUGGAGGUGUUUCAGGCGUGUCCUGGCCUGUGUUCAAAUGGGGUGGAGGAAAAGAUGAUAAGUACUUUGCCAGAAUGGGAAAGAGUGCUAUAUCUGUUUAUGAGACAGAAACGUUUUCACUUGUGGACAAAAAGUCUAUUAAGGUUGAGAAUGUUAUGGACUUCAGUUGGUCGCCAACUGAUUCAAUUCUUGCUCUUUUUGUUCCGGAAUUGGGUGGUGGGAACCAACCUGCUAGGGUAAGUCUUGUUCAAAUACCUAGUAAAGAGGAGUUAAGGCAGAAGAAUCUUUUCAGUGUUAGUGAUUGCAAGAUGUACUGGCAAAGCAAUGGGGAGUAUCUUGCUGUUAAAGUUGAUCGGUAUACAAAAACAAAAAAAAGUACAUACACAGGAUUUGAACUUUUCCGAAUCAAAGAGCGAGACAUCCCCAUUGAAGUUCUAGAGCUUGAGAAUAAAAAUGACAAGAUCAUUGCAUUUGCCUGGGAGCCCAAGGGACAUAGAUUUGCAAUUAUACAUGGUGACACUCCAAGGCCUGAUAUAAGCUUCUACUCGAUGCGUUCCGCUCACAAUACAGGCCGCGUGUCAAAGCUCAUUACUCUCAAAGGCAAGCAGGCGAAUGCUCUUUCCUGGUCACCUUCAGGGCGCUUUAUAAUACUUGCAGGAUUGAAAGGUUUGAAUGGGCAGUUGGAAUUUUACAAUGUGGAUGAGCAAGAAACCAUGGCAACACAAGAGCACUUUAUGGCAACAGAUAUUGAAUGGGAUCCAACUGGAAGAUAUGUUGCUACUGCAGUUACUUCAGUUCAUGAGAUGGAGAAUGGUUACAUCAUAUGGACCUUCAAUGGCAAGCUACUUUAUCGGGUAUUGAAGGAUCAUUUUCUUCAGUUUUUGUGGCGCCCAAGGCCAGCAUCUUUCUUGACUCCCGAGCAAGAAGAGGAGAUCGCAAAGAAUUUGAAGAAGUAUAGCAAAAGGUAUGAGCUUGAGGAUAAUGAUGUGGAAAAACAAUUGAGCGAGCAGGACCGGGCAAAAAGAAGGGAGUUGAAGGAAGAAUGGGAGAAAUGGGUAGCUGAGUGGAAGCAAUUGUACGAAGCAGAAAAACUGGAGAGGCAGAGGCUCAGGGAUGGAGAAGUGAGUGAUGAAGAGGAGGAGUAUGAAGCAAGAGAAGUUGAAGUAGAGGAAGUGAUCAGUACUCAAGAGGAGGUUCUUCUAGAGUGAUACUUUGGAGAUAUCUCAGGCUAUAUGAUUAGAUUACAUCCCUCGACAUUUGAACCUAUUUUCUAUUAUCUUCCUUUGGCAGCAAAUUUUGUGGGAAUUUGAAUUAACCCCUAAUUUUGAUGUUCACUUGUGGUUGUUGUACUCUUGUUCAGCGUUAAUUACAUGUUUUCUUUUUCUUUUUGUUU
This is a messenger RNA of Fragaria vesca subsp. vesca, 2413 nucleotides long. RefSeq names its product eukaryotic translation initiation factor 3 subunit B-like. Bases 87 to 2228 code for a protein of 713 amino acids. NCBI's taxonomy places the organism in Eukaryota, Viridiplantae, Streptophyta, Magnoliopsida, Rosales, Rosaceae. The transcript is spliced from 11 exons. Gene Ontology annotation, biological process: translational initiation. Gene Ontology annotation, molecular function: translation initiation factor binding; translation initiation factor activity; RNA binding. Gene Ontology annotation, cellular component: eukaryotic translation initiation factor 3 complex. The record is from RefSeq and is a predicted model, not a curated record.